CAGUCAGUAGAGCAGUGUGCCGCUGGAGAGCUCUCUCGUCGACCGAAGGCUCCAGCUAAAAAUACGUGACACCUAACGUUUCAAUUUUUUUCAAUUUUUAUUUAUUAACUUCUCAUCGUCUUGUCACCUCAAGCAAGAUGUAACUGGUUGACAUCACCCCAAGAAUAUUAAUGCAUUUGAAAAGAGCCGGGAGCGAGUGCGCAGAGACGAGAAGCCGAGCUGUUUUGGCGAAUGGAACUUAUUGUUGUGCAUUUGUUUUGACUAUGUUAGCCCCAAGUGAGUUUGGGUCUAGUCCGUCUCUGUCCGUCGUCGACCCUUGAAUUUUUUGGGAUUUAUAUCCGAAUAGUUUAAGGGGAAACAUCGAAGGAGGAUUCUGCAAAGCCAGCAAGCUUUUCCUACAGAGCCGGGGAUUUAAAUCGUCAUUUGGUGGUGCUCCGGGAGAGACGAGAAUCAAAGAAAGAAAUUCAUGUGGCCAUUCUCUCUAUAGCCAAACAUUUUUUGGGGAUUGCAUAAUGAGCAAGGGACGACCUAAGAGGAAUAUCAUUCAAAAGAAAUAUGAUGACAGUGAUGGCAUACCGUGGUCAGAGGAGCGUGUUAUGCGGAAGGUGCUUUAUCUCUCCCUAAAGGAGUUUAGGAGUGCACAGAAACGGCAGCUGGAUGGUGACGGAACCCCAAACUCCAAUGGUUCCCUAGCCAAUGGGCAGUUGAACGGCUCCGGGUCAAAGGGCGGCCACAAGGAAGAUGGGUCCUUGCGCUCCCAGGGCCAUGGCAGUCAUGAGUACUGUGAGGACGGUCCUGCAAAGAAGAGACCUCGGCUCCAAGCCCAGAGGAAGUUUGCCCAGUCGCAGCCCAACUCGCCCAGCACUACGCCCGUCAAGGUGGCCGACCCAGGCAGCCUGAACACCGCCCUAGCUACUGUGCCCUCCACGUCCCUGUCAUCACUCUCCUCUUCGUCCCUGUCCUUGUCAAUUCAGGACCUGUCCAGACGUAAGCCCAAGACGGAGGACUUCCUCACCUUCCUCUGCCUCAGAGGUUCAUCGGCCCUGCCCAGCAACAUGGCCUACUUUGGAAGCUCCCAGGAGGAGGAGGACCUGGAGGACGAGGAGGAGGACGAGGAGGAGGAAGUGAGGAACGGAGGUGGGAUCCACUCUCACAGUGGGGGAAGCAACAGCCAAGCCUUGGCCUCCUCCUCCUGCCACUCGACACCCCGCAAGGGCAAGCUCCCCGCCAGACAGCCGCUUAAUGGGCAUGUUUUCAACAACCAUGGUAAAGCUGGGACCAGGGAGAGUCCGAGGCCCAAGGCGGGAACUUACGGCAGGGAUGCGCCUGCACCACCACUGCCACCUCCUCCGCCUCCACCUCCGCCCCUCCUGAGGGAGCGCAGUGAGCGGGCCGAGGCACGGGAGCACGCAAGGAAACAGCAGGCCCUGGCCAGCAGUAGAGGCUCAGCCAUUGGGCUGCCACCGAGGAGAGCUGCUGAGGAGCUACGCAAACAGGCCUCUAAAGUGAAUGGGCUGACGCGGGCGGGCUCGGCACAAGCUGUCGGUGGUGCCAAAAAGAGCCGUGACUUCCGACUGCCGUCCAAAACUGUGAAGAAAUACACAGCCACCGUGUCCAAGGGCCACGUCACCUACACCAAAGCCAAACAGAAAGAACUGGGCAAGAAAACCAAACUCAACAGCAGCAACAAACACAACAGCGCCGCCUCGACACCCUCGUCAGCGAACAAUCACAAUCAGCACAGCCAGCCAGCAGCCAGCAAUGGGCUGGCCAACUCAGGAAAAGCAGCGGCACCAGCCCACCACAGCAAUGCAAAAACCCGCAAACAGGUGCUAUUAUCCAAUGGGCUGCACAAUGUGGCUGCCACCGCCCGCCUCAACGGCAGGCUAAAUGGGCAGCGGCACAACAUCUUGACCAGGGAGGACGGGCAGAGACAGUGUCAGCAGGGGGAGUGCCCAGGUCGAGAGGGACUGCGGAACUCAAAGCGGCGUCUAGAGGUGGUCCUCAAUUCUGUGGGGACAGGGAUUGUUGAUAACAAAGCCAAAACCACUGGCACUGAAGCCAAGAAGGCCAAGCUUCAACCCACGCCCCUAGAGACACGCAGCAGUAAGAAGGCGGCCAAUCAAGAGAAAGCUGCCACACAAACCACCACCCCUACCACUCCAGUUUCUAAUGGACAUCAAUCAGUCACAUCCCCUGCUCCUAAACAAAGUCCUCCUGCUACCCCACUUCCGCCUCACACUACCCCUCCUCAACAAACCCCGCCUCCUUUUACACCAGCAGCCAAUUCGGAGCCGGUGAACCAGCGACCCAAGCGGGCAUCAGCCGGCAAGCUGAUGUUGAUUCGACAAGCGCAGCAGCAGAGCAGGUCUCACGGUCGGAGCUCCUCCUCCUCCUCCUCAUCCCCCUCAUCAGGCCAGAAUCAGCCACAGAACCCCAGUCGUACCAGCACUACCUCAGACCCCCAACAAACCUCUGUGUCCUCCUCCACCACCUCCUCUCUGCUUACAUCCACCAACAACACCGGACUCAAGCCAGCAGCUUUUCGGCCCACUGAUCGUGACAAGGAGUGGGAGCAUGAGAAAGAAAUGGCACGCCAAAAGGAGCGUGAGCAGGAAAAGGAGUGGGAGCGCCAGCGGAGCAGGCCAGAUGGAUGGGCAGCACUGAGUGAAGCCCCUGUCUUCCGGCCAGUGCCGCGGGAGUUCCAGGACCCUCUGGUGUACUUGGAUGCGGUGAGGGAACAGGCCGAGGUGGCUGGCAUGUGCCGCGUGGCUCCGCCACCCGACUGGAGGCCAGAGUGCAAGCUGAGCGAGGAGAUGCGUUUUGUUACACAGGUACAGAGGGUCCAUAUGCUUGGCCGGCGCUGGGGACCCAACGUGCAGCGGCUGGCCUGCAUCCGCAAGCACCUCAAAUCUCAGGGCAUUACCAUGGAUGAGCCUCCUGUCAUUGGUGGCUGUGAAGUGGACCUGUCACGUUUUUUCCAGCUCAUUAAUGACAUGGGCGGCAUGCAGCAAGUAAUGGACCUGAAAAAGUGGACCAAGCUAGCUGACCUUCUGCGCAUCCCUAAGUCAGCGCAGGACCGGCUGGCCAAGCUGCAGGAAGCGUACCUCCAGUACAUCCUCUCUUAUGACUCGCUCAGCGCCGAGGAGCGCCUGCGACUGCAGGCCGAGGUGCUGCAGGAAAAAAAGAACCUGGAGUUGCGCCGGGGCCCUCUGGAAGGACACUCGGACUCCUCAACACCUAGUGCACUGGUGCUGCCACGCUAUGAGCCCAAGAAUGGGCUAGUAGGUGGGAUAGUGGGAGGGGCAACAGGAAACCACCGCACCAAUGGAGUGUAUCACCAUCUGAAGGAACUGGAGGCUCAGGUCAAAGCAGGCCGGCGCCGGCUCUUCGCUCAGGAAAAACAAGGCAAAGAGGACAGGCAGCACGGAGAGGAGCAACAGCAGCAGGACGAGGAGGACAGGGGCGUUCUCAGUGACCAGCACAAAUGUAUUAACAAGGGGAAAUCUGUGUCUUUGACUAACUUCUUCAGGAUAGCCCGGAACACCAUGACCAUGUGCUUUAACAAGGAACCAGGGGCUGCUGAUGUUGAGGAAGAGUACUGGAGGAUUGUGGAGCAGAGAGAUAGCCAUGUGGCGGUGCAUUGUGGGAAGGUGGACACCAGUACACAUGGCAGCGGAUUCCCCACAGGAAAGUCAGAGCCAUUUUCAAAACAUGGAUGGAACCUCACUGUCCUCCCCAAUAACUCUGGAUCCAUUCUGAGGCACCUGGGUGCUGUGCCUGGGGUGACCAUUCCCUGGCUUAACAUUGGCAUGAUCUUUUCUACCUCAUGCUGGUCUCGAGACCAAAAUCGCCUUCCAUAUAUUGAUUACUUACACACUGGUGCUGAUUGCAUUUGGUAUUCUGUCCCUGCUGAGGAGAAGGCUAAGUUGGACAAGGUGGUCCAUACACUGCUUCAGGCCAAUGGCACCCCAGGACUAGAAAUGUUGGAAAAGAACAUCAUGAUCUCUCCGGAGGUGCUAUGCCGCGAAGGCAUCACGGUUUACCGUACGGUCCAGCGGAGCGGCCAGUUUGUGGUCUGCUACCCAGGUGCCUUUGUCUCCAAAGUGUGCUGUGGCUACAGCGUGUCAGAGACGGUGCACUUUGCCACACCGCACUGGAUGAGCCUGGGUUACCAGGCUGCAAAGGACCUGAAAUGUCGUCGUAUAGCCAAACCCUUUUCAAUGGAGAAGCUGCUGUACCAGAUUGCCACAGCCGAAUCCAAGAGGGACAAUGGCCUUCUCCUCACCACCAUCUCCGCCCUACUCAAAGACCUCAGGAACAUAGAGAUGCGCCAACGGCAGGAACUGUACAAGGCAGGUUUGCUUUCCUCUGCCCGCUACGGCACACAUGACGGCGGCCUAGGGCCCGGUGAGGGACGCAAGAAGCCCCGCGGGAAAUGGCUGGCACUGGAGUCCUCAGAGAGACGCUGCCAGAUCUGUCAGCAUCUCUGCUACCUGUCCAUGGUGGUUCAGGAAACUGAUAAUGUUGUCUUCUGUCUGGAGUGUGCCCUGCGUUACGUGGAGAAGCACAAGUCCUGCAGAGGCCUUAAGAUGAUGUACCGAUACGAUGAGGAGCAAAUCAACCGUUUGGUGAACCAGGUGUGUGGCCGGGCCAUGUUAAAGAGCGCAGGUGGUGGAGUGGUCGUCAGUGCGGUAGGGGGGGACCCCUGCCACGGCUUAAGCCCCGCCAAAGCAUCGCCGGCCAAGCGUGGCCCCCGAAAACGCACCACCGUGGAGGUGUCCCUGGCACGCCUGUCCUCCAGCCACAUUCCCAAGGCUGCUGCCGUGUCCUGAGAGGGACGCCACAACAUCACCACCCAGUAGGCUGUGCACUCCCAAACGGCCGUGUUUCGUUUCACAUUAGGCAGGAUCACUAUCAAUCCCUCCUCCUCCACCGCCACCCAGUUUUUAAGAUUGAUCGAUUGUUUUUGAGCUUUGAAAAUCCCCUUACCUGACCUCAGUUCUCCCCCGCUCCC
Messenger RNA from Etheostoma cragini (Arkansas darter), 5017 nucleotides. RefSeq names its product jumonji, AT rich interactive domain 2b (gene jarid2b). The record is from RefSeq and is a predicted model, not a curated record. Bases 513 to 4835 code for a protein of 1440 amino acids. Gene Ontology annotation, cellular component: nucleus. Gene Ontology annotation, biological process: chromatin remodeling. The transcript has 18 exons. NCBI's taxonomy places the organism in Eukaryota, Metazoa, Chordata, Actinopteri, Perciformes, Percidae. Gene Ontology annotation, molecular function: histone demethylase activity; DNA binding.